AUGCCUGCUUCAUACGAUCUCCAAGGAAAGGUUGCCCUGAUUACUGGCGCUGGCCGGGGUUUAGGAGCUGCUAUUGCCAAAGAGCUUGGAUCGCACGGUGUAUCGGUUAUUAUCAACUAUGCAAAAUCGGCAGGACCGGCACAGGCUGUCGUCGACGAAAUUCAGGCAUUGAAGGGUAAUCCUAAGGCGGUUGCUAUCCAAGCCGAUGUCAGCAAAACUCCAGAAGUCAAGCGACUCUUCGAAGAGGCCAUCAAACAGUUUGGCAAGAUCGAUAUCGUUGUCUCCAAUUCUGGUAUGGAGGCCUUCUCUGCGGAGGAGGACGUUACCGAAGAACUGUACGACAAGGUCUUUGCACUGAACACUCGCGCCCAGUUUUUUGUCGCUCAACAUGCAUUGAUCCAUUGCUCUGAAGGAGGACGUCUGAUUCUAACAUCGUCUGUUGCCGCAACUAUGACUGGUGUUCCUAAUCAUGCCCUGUACGCAGGUUCGAAAGCUGCUGUGGAAGGUUUUACACGUAGCUUCGCGGCGGAUUGUGGAAAGAAAAAGAUCACAGUCAAUGCUCUCGCUCCGGGCGGCAUUCUCACUGAUAUGUAUCUUGAAAACUCGUGGCAUUAUGCUCCUGGUGGUUACCCAGGCAUGCCUAUCGCGCAAAUCGAUGCUGGAAUCGCAAGUCUUUGUCCGCUGGGGCGGACUGGAAAACCUAUUGAUGUCGCCCGUACUGUGGCAUUCCUCUGCAGCGAAGAGGGUGAAUGGAUAAAUGGGCAAGUAAUCAAACUCAGCGGUGGUUCGGUCGCUUAG
This is a messenger RNA of Talaromyces proteolyticus, 798 nucleotides long. Its product is annotated as putative versicolorin reductase. Gene Ontology annotation, molecular function: oxidoreductase activity. The transcript has 2 exons. The record is from RefSeq and is a predicted model, not a curated record. The coding region runs from base 1 to 798 and encodes 265 amino acids. NCBI's taxonomy places the organism in Eukaryota, Fungi, Ascomycota, Eurotiomycetes, Eurotiales, Trichocomaceae.